AUGAAUAUGGUAGCCGCGCAAUCGCUGAAUUAUUUAUCAUCCAUCCUUAGAAAAGAAAUUGAAUGUCUGAUAACCAAAGUCCAUGAAUUUGCGAACGGGACUCCUCAUUUACCGUCUCCCAAUGAUCCUUCCUUGGCAGACUGCGUCCUUACUAUCUAUAUCGUGCCCGAGGAGAUCCCCGAACCAAACGAACGAUAUUCUGUCAUGCGCGUUGUCCAAGAGCCUGUGUGCGUGACCUUGUUGAAUUUCGCGACGCGACGCGACGUGUGGACGCGUCGCUUGUCAAUGGCUACUGCACACUCUGUCCUCGCCACACACGCGUCUACUCUUACGGCUCAGCCGUGUCAGCGUCCUCAACAGUCGACUACAGAGCUCCGAAGGCAAGGCGAAAUGUCUAGUUCAUCCAGUUCGAGCACCCACAGCGUACCUGCGAUCCCCGACUCGAAAGAAGUCUUACCUUCUCCAUCCCAAAGUCAGGAGCUAGCAGCAACGAUGCUCAUUGCUUCCGAUGCGGGCGACACAACAGAACCAAUUGCACCGCCAAAGACUAUUCUUGACUCCGGCGGGGAGUGCGCCACUUCAUCUUUGCAAAUGCCGCGACGCCGUGUGGCCCGCCGCCACUCCGCACGGCCGAGUGGCUCAACCUCUUCUCAGACGAGCGCCGACGCCACUCCGGUCGUCCCUACCAUCCUCUUCCCAUCUGCCUGCAUGCCACCACUUCCGUACACACUGGACGAUAUCCUCUAUUUCCAGGAAGUACUCCCACCGGAAGAAUUUCAAGAAUUGGGAGCAGGAGUGAUUGAUUGGCAGGAUCAUAGCAAGCUCCCUGAGGGAGAGGACAGUUCGGAAAGGGACAGACAUUGGGACUUCCUUGACCCAGAAGGCAUUCAUGACUUUGAGACAUCACUGCUCAAGGACAGACAAUCAAGGCGCCGGGAUCUUUCUGAGGGCUACCGGGUUGCAAGCGUUAGCAAAUCCACGGCGUAUCGCGACGCAGAAGCCCAUUGGUCAGGUCCAUCAAUAACAAACAUCAUCGAGCAGCAAGCUCCGCCACUCCUAUGGAACAUGCGCGAGACGGACGACCACGACUUGAAUGAUUCAGAAAACCGUGCGCCUCAAGAUGCUAUUGCUGGGAGAUCAAUGAAGUCGCACCAGAGCAUGUCUCAGAGUGCGAUGGUGCCUCAAGGACACGCGCUUCUCAACAAAGCAUCCGGCAGUCCCAGUAUUCCGCCAGCUACAAUGAAUACACCGGCCACCAGUCAGCCAAAAGCCUGCAAGGAUAAGAGCUUGAGUGUACGCACUCUCGCCGAUAGAGAGCCACUCGUGGCUGCGUCAUUGAACGCGGUUGGUAAUGUAUCUACCACAGCAACCAUGAGACAUAUACGGUCAAGAAGAUCCCCAGCCCCAGCAUUGGUCAAAGAACCUGCCUCGCGGGCUCAUUCACCGACCAUGUCCUCACCCACAGCCUCUGGCUCUGAUGACUCGGAACUUAAAAUAUCCGACCACUUACGCGUCGCUACAGCGGACUCUGUCGUUUGCCAGUGGAGACAUGCGACGCCUGGGUUGCUGCCCUGCACCCAUUCUUGCAGCCCGCUGGACAUGUGGGUGCACAUCCGCACUGCUCAUGUGCUCGGUGACAGCUGCAGAUGGGACGAAUGCGACAGAACGCGUGGCUUUUCCAACCUUAAAAGGCACGUUGAGCGCAAUCACCUCUGCAUAAAGUGGAGAUGUCCUUCAGUCGGAUGCAAUCUCUCAUUCUCUAGGGUCGAUUCGCUCGCGCGACACCUCAAGACGAAGCAUGAUUGCGUCUCUGGUAACGCUGUCGAAGAAGAUGAUGAGAUUGAGUUGGCUCGUAGCGGCUUAAAGGGUUCACAAGAAGCACGAAGGCCUCAGAGAGCCUCCAAAGCUGCCCGCAAACGGCCUGCGGACGAGAACUUGGAUCAAUCCUCGCGGAAGAAGCCAUACAAACACGUCCGAUCCCAAUAAUUGUACGCUAGCCGCGUCACAUUUCGUUUGCUUCAUCUUCUACUUUGUUUUUGAUACUGUCUAUAUAAUCAUCACACUACGGAAUCCUGUAAUAUAUAUGUACUCGAC
Messenger RNA from Laetiporus sulphureus 93-53, 2094 nucleotides. RefSeq lists its product as uncharacterized. Lineage: Eukaryota; Fungi; Basidiomycota; Agaricomycetes; Polyporales; Laetiporaceae. The coding region runs from base 1 to 1986 and encodes 661 amino acids. The transcript has 11 exons. The record is from RefSeq and is a predicted model, not a curated record.